CAUAACCUAUAAAUGAAUGGUUGUACGUUCAUGCCUGUUUUACAUUUAUUUUGCAGGAAAAACACUGUGAUGUACAAGAAGAUUGUGAACAAGGGCUCUUUGGAUUAUUGCUACCUGAAAACUAGGCUGGACUUUGAAGAAGGCACAAGGGCAACCAUUGAUGAGGUUCAGUUCAAACAACUUGUGCUGGAGGCUGUCCAAUCAUUGUUUGGACUGGCACUUUCAUGCAGCUUGAUUGAUGUUCUUAAGUUUGACCCUGCUGAUAAUAGCGCUAUUCUGAGAAUAGAACACAGGAAUCUGGUGAAGGUCUGGUCCUCGCUCACACUGUGUGGGAAUGCUGGCGGGGCACCGUGUGCCUUCAGGGUUCUCCAGGUGUCCCCUCAUCUACUUGCUCUGUCGGCAGACAGUCGGGACAUGACACUUGAAGUUAUCCAUUCCUGAAGACCACUUAUUACUUUAACAUGGGUUAUUCUGAUUGACUGCCAGUUGCAUGUGUUGAGAUUCUCAGCUAUUUGACAAGUCUGGGUUAUGUCGAAGGAUCAGAGAAGGAAUGUGAACUUUAAAAAAAAAACAUUUUGGAAAAGUUGAUCGAAAAUACCAAUAAGUACACGUUUGCACCUGUGAGGUGGUUUUGACAGUGUUGUGACUAAAGAUGAAGGCGAUCACUUGCUUUAUGUAUUACAAAACAAACAUAUUGUUUAAUUUUAAAACAGAACAUAUGUAAAAACAUGGAUAAAGUUAAAGAAAUCGUGAAGAAAUAUCUUGGUAGAAAAGUUGAUGCUUAAGGUGGAAAUUGUCUGGCGAUGGAACCACUGAUGGUUGUCACGGUAACUAUGUCACUUGAGAAAUCAGGGAAUGCAAGAGCACUGCAGGCUGCUGUAUCACAGUUACAUUCCAAACAAAGUCUUUACCAGUUCA
Molecule: messenger RNA, 918 nt
Organism: Mya arenaria
Lineage: Eukaryota; Metazoa; Mollusca; Bivalvia; Myida; Myidae
Product: ribonuclease P protein subunit p14-like
Exons: 7
Coding region: 13-441 (142 amino acids)
Biological process (GO): tRNA 5'-leader removal
Cellular component (GO): ribonuclease P complex
Source: RefSeq, a predicted model, not a curated record